AAAAUAAGACCCAAGUUUAAACAAUAGGCGUACAUAACGUUAAUGUAGGCGACCAAUAAGCGCAUGAGUUUUAGGUUUAUCGAUCCCAAGGUAAUGAUUAUCUGACAAGUAAAGCAUGGGGUUUUUUUCAAGUUUCGUUGAGUGUAAAUAUAUUUUUACAAUUAAAAAAUAAAGUAAAUAUUUUAUUUAUUAAAUCAUCUCCUGAAAUAUGGAUGCGAUGUAAUAAUCAUUUCUGUUUUAAUUUAUUCAUUUGUUACGUCAGCCUACACGCGACAAAAAAAAAACAUUUUUGAAACAUUCCGCAUCAACGCUUAGCUCCUGUAGUAAGUAGCGCGAUAUUAUAUAUUUCAACCAUAUAUUGAUGAAUACGAAAAUAAGUUUAUUACCUCUUUAACUUCAACCACGUCAUCAAAUUUCUUGAAAUAAAUAUACUGCUUGAGAUCUAGUUGUUUCCAUCCUACAAUAGUUACCACUUGAUUUUACGACAUCGAAUGUUUUUACUUACAGUAUCAUUUGAACCUAGUGCAUUUACCUACGUAGAAGAAUAUAGGCUUUCUUUUACCAUUAAUAUUUAAUUAACUCUAAUUUUUAAAUUACCUAAUUAUUUAACGAAGCUUCCAUAACAUAACGAUUUCGUUGAUAAUUAAUUUAUUACAAUUCACUUGAAACGGUUAUUCAAAGAUAAGAAGUUAAUAAAUUACCACAAUGUGUAAACAAUGGCACCCCCACUCCAAAUUUUUCUUCGUCGAAGUUGGUUAGUGAAUCUGCAUUCACGGAGCAGUCAGUGUUUGCCUUGUCGUUGAUACGAGCAGUCGCCUAUCAGUGGUCGGUCUACAAGUCUGUUUCUGAUAUCAAUUACUUUAAUUCAUAUUUCAACAUGGUUAACGGAUUCGAAACGUAUACUGCUGCGCGUAAAUACCUAUACAACAUGCCAAGAAAAUCUGGUGGCAGGCGUGGAGGAGCUGGUGAUGUCUACAGACACGAGCGCAUGGACAGCGUAAUGCGUGGAGGACACCGUGCCGAUGUAUCAAAGAAAUCGAGAUCAUCAAAGUUCACAAGAAGCGAAGUGCACCGCAAUAUGAAAGAAGACAUAUUGUGUGAAAGGAAGACUCCCAAAACUGCCUCGCCGUCUGAUCUCGCGUCGACAAGUGGUCCUACGAAGCUACUUGUCUCUAAUCUGGAUUACGAAGUUUCUAGUUUAGACAUACAAGAGCUAUUUGAAGAGUAUGGAGUGAUACAAAGAGCAGCUAUAAGUUCUGAAAGAGCUAUACGAUCCAACGUAACCGCAGAAGUAGUUUUUGAAAGGAGAGCCGAUGCCUUAAAGGCACUAAAAGAAUUACAAGGGAGAAAUUUUGAUGGGAAACCCCUGAAGAUCGAAAUUUCGACUUCAGAACUGUUUACACACGAAGAGAGAAGUGCUUUUAGUGGUGACAGUGAUUACAGUGGGAGUAGCGGAUCAGACGGGAGAAAUGCAAGGAGAAGUGACGCAAAAAGAAAGAAAGACAGACGUGAAUCUCGCAAUAGUAAUCAUGAACGGGCUGGAGCAGAGGAUGCGAAGCGUUCUGCAUUCACGGCAGAACAGUUGGAUGCAGAACUAGACGCUUAUAUGGCUUCUGUGAAAGAAGCCAAGCGUAGAAAGUGA
This is a messenger RNA of Spodoptera frugiperda (fall armyworm), 1642 nucleotides long. RefSeq names its product aly/REF export factor 2-like. Gene Ontology annotation, cellular component: nucleus. NCBI's taxonomy places the organism in Eukaryota, Metazoa, Arthropoda, Insecta, Lepidoptera, Noctuidae. Gene Ontology annotation, biological process: mRNA export from nucleus. The transcript has a single exon. The record is from RefSeq and is a predicted model, not a curated record. Gene Ontology annotation, molecular function: mRNA binding. Bases 878 to 1642 code for a protein of 254 amino acids.